AUGGAUCGCGUCAUUUUUACAUUCUUCGUUGUUUUAAUCGUGUCAGGACUGCAUGGAGGCGUUGCAGCACGAAAACCAAGGAUAAAAUCCAACGCGGAGAAUGGCAUCAUCCAAGAAGGAAAUGAACUGAGAAUAUCCUGUGAGGGUGACAGCAAACUCCACUUUUCAAUCAUGGAUGUUCCACUCCAGCCAGACCCGUGCAUUCAUGAUCUGAAAUUAGGUGAAAAUAAUGCCUCCUUCGUUUGUCAUAAUGCUACUCGAAGAGACACAGGAUGGUAUGCUUGUGCGGAGGAGGGUAUCAAAAUCCGCAACACUGACCAAACUCUUCAACACGCUGAUGAAGAUAUCGCUUGGAUUCAUAUCUACGUAAACUCUACGGUACCGUUUGCCGACACGAUCCCAUACAGAGACAUAAAGGUAAAAGGCCAUGCAGUCAUUCCAUGUCGAACAACGUCGCCUCAUUGGAAAGUAGCGCUUCGUACGCCGAACGGAGAUGUGCCGGGACAGUUCGAUCCGGAAAUCGGGUUCAUUGUGGCGGAAGAUGCAGGAUCCCUGAAUGAUCAGAUAGUUGGCUGUUACGCAAUCGACAAUGAGAACAACACGUUAGACGGUGUAAAACCAGUUGAGUAUGGCAUAACCAAAAUAGAAGAGGUAUUCCCAAUAAAGCAUUCCGAACACUUUACUGCUAAUGCUCAAGUCGCUAAACCCAAACCACAGAUUAAUAAAACCGCGUUACACCACAUGGUCUGGGGGAGAGAUCAAAAUAUAAUUUGCACAGUCACCGUUACACUACCGCAUUUUCUCGGAAAAGACCCACUUGACUGGAAACUCCCCGAAUCAGUCCAGAAAUGUAACUUAGUGGAAAUGCACCUUUCGAUCGCUUUUCACCAAAAUUACCUCGUACUUCCUUUCAUUCCAAGUCUUGCUGGGCGAAACUCCACUCAGCUUACAAUCGAUAGGAAGGGAGAUGAAGUCACUUGCACUUCCAAUCUGACAAUUGAGAGUGUGAGGGAAAGUGAUGGCGGAGACUAUACUUGUUUCUUACCGGAACAUUGCGGCGAUGUGGAUACAGAAGACACGCAUCACAUCAAAUUUUGGGAUCCGGAUUACUCUUUUAUCAAUAUAAGUAUCUACGACAGUAAUGGUUCUCGUUCAAUUGUGGGAAAUGUGGGAGAGACUUCCAUAUGGAAUAUUAGAAUUGACACAUAUCCCGAAUACUAUGAGCUGCACUGGUACAGGAAAAAAGAUGAUGAAGACAUGGAAAUCGAAUUGAAGAAUAGCACUAAAUACCAGGUAAAACGCGCAAAUCUAAACCACCUUUUUGAGAUCCACAAUUCGGACGUGAAGGAUAAUGGCGAUUACGUCAUUCUCGUGAGGAACAAAAAUAACGACGAUAAAAUUAAUCUUCACUUGAGAAUUGAUGUUCCACCACAUCCCCGUAUCACCCCUUCCAUGUCAUACGUUGCGCCAGGCCAGUCGACGAAUUUUUUGUGCACAACAGUCAGUCAUCCGUUAGCAAACGUGACAUGGAGUUACAUGGAAUGGCCUUACUAUCCAUCAUUGAAUGGAAGUAGGUCUGUAUUUCUUCCGGAAUCUGGAGAUUCUCGAAGCGUCGAUUUGGUGACCUCGGUAUCACGUUUGAACAUAAAGAUAAACGACACAGGAAUUUUGAGAUGCAAAAGCUGCAACGAUAUUAGCUGUGUCGAAGAUACCAAAUUAAUCUACGUCUCUGAGGUUAAUGCGUCGUUCGGUAUAAUACCUCUCGAAUCUGUCGUGGAAGGUGACGACAUCAAUAUCACGUGUGGUAUUUCAGUUUAUCACAAUUUUAGUGACGGUAAGAUUCUCGAAUGGAACAUCAGUGCUUUGGAACUUGAAACCGGAAGAAUAAGGAUUUUGAGCAAUAAAAAGAAAUUUACGCAUCAAUCCAUCCUUGAAAUACGCGGAGUGAAUCGAUCAGACGAAGGGAUUUACGUUUGCGACGUUCUCGACAAGAGUAAGGGCUUAAAACCCCAGGCAUAUAACUUGUCAGUGGCGGCUGGGCGUGAACCAAUAAUUUACGAAUGGAAUGUAAACACUUCUCAGUUAAUUAUUGACGCGGACAGAAAACGAAAAGACGUUGCAAUUCUCAAAUGCUUCGCUGACGGAAUACCAAAACCAGAAACCACCUGGUUAAAGGAUAACAGGCCACUGCCGAAACACAAUGGGUACGAAAUUUCGCAAGACAAAUCUGAGCUCCGCAUACGAUACUUUCUCGAGGAAGAUAGUGGACGAUAUACGUGUCGAGUUGUGAAUCGUUUUGGCAGCGAUGAAAGAUCCGUGAAUAUUGUAGUUAAUGAAGUUUCAGGAAGAAGUCACAUAACUUAUCUUAGUUUGAUCAGCGCGCUUGUCAUAUGUCUUAUCAUAAUUAUUGCUUACGUGGGACUCCAGGUGAAUCGUAAGAGACUUUCCAGAAAAAAGCUGCUCAAGGCAGGAACAGCUCAGUUCGUGGAAGGCGCGGUUGAACUCCUGAAAACCGAUGAUGAAGCCAGGUUAUUGCCUCGUGAUAAGAAAUAG
Diprion similis is the source of this 2553-nucleotide messenger RNA. RefSeq names its product vascular endothelial growth factor receptor 1-like. Lineage: Eukaryota; Metazoa; Arthropoda; Insecta; Hymenoptera; Diprionidae. The record is from RefSeq and is a predicted model, not a curated record. The transcript has 19 exons. The coding region runs from base 1 to 2553 and encodes 850 amino acids.